AUGGCAUCCCUCCCCCUUCCCCCUCCUGUCUCCAGUCGAUUCGUCUCCACCUCCGCCCUCAACUUCCACAUCCUCGAGGCCGGCUACUCUCCCGAUCGCAAUCGUCCUCUGAUCCUGCUUCUCCAUGGCUUCCCCGAACUGGCCUUCUCGUGGCGCGAGAUCCUUCCCCGUCUAGCAGAGGCAGGAUACUAUGCCGUCGCCCCCGACCAGCGGGGAUUCGGCCGCACUACAGGUUGGGACACCCGCAGCUACGACGAGGUAGACCUGUCCACCUUCUCGCUCACCUCGCUAGCACGAGACAUGGUGAUUCUCGUUCACGCCCUGGGGUACCGCUCCGUGCGCUGCGUCGUGGGCCACGACUGCGGCGCCGUAUCCGCCGCCAUGUGCGCAUUGAUUCGGCCAGAUUUCUUCGAAAGCGUGCUCCUGCUGAGCCAUCCGUUCAACGGCACGCCAUCGCUGCCAUUCAACACCGCCAAGAACCAUGACCAUGGCGACGGAACCCCAGGAAGCAGCGGCGGCAUGGAAUCCACCGCCAGCAACAGCAUCCACGCCGAGCUGGCUCAGCGCAACCGCAAACACUACAAAUGGUACUACUCCACCGCCUCUGCACUAAGGGCAUGUGAUCUGUCACAUGCCCUAUAG
Messenger RNA from Aspergillus viridinutans, 642 nucleotides. Its product is annotated as alpha/beta fold hydrolase. NCBI's taxonomy places the organism in Eukaryota, Fungi, Ascomycota, Eurotiomycetes, Eurotiales, Aspergillaceae. The record is from RefSeq and is a predicted model, not a curated record. The coding region runs from base 1 to 642 and encodes 213 amino acids. The transcript has a single exon. Gene Ontology annotation, molecular function: hydrolase activity.